Molecule: messenger RNA, 531 nt
Organism: Rhincodon typus (whale shark)
Lineage: Eukaryota; Metazoa; Chordata; Chondrichthyes; Orectolobiformes; Rhincodontidae
Product: rho GTPase-activating protein 9-like
Exons: 2
Molecular function (GO): protein binding
Source: RefSeq, a predicted model, not a curated record
UGCCCCUCUGAUACUGCCUGGCCUGCUAUGUUCCUCCAGCUCUGCACUAUAUCGUCCCUGACUCCAGCAUCUGCAAUUCUUGCUAUCUCCUUAUGUGAAAGCCUGUUUGGACCCUAGCUGGAGUACGGAGAGCACGUCUGGAUAUCCAGCACACCUUCGAAAGGAUUUAUUGGCUUUGAACGGAGUGCAACGUGGGUUUACAAGAAUGGCACCUGGACACCUACGCCAAAGGGAGAGAUUACACAAAUGAGGCCUGUUUUCUCUAGAAUUCAGAAAUGUAAGGAUGGCGAGUGCUACGUUGAACCUCAGGGGGAGAAGAGGCGCCCCGGUUCCCCGGUCUACACCAAUCUGAAGGAGCUGAAGGUGACCGUGCGGUCCCCCCCAAGCCCCACCGCUCCGCCGGUGCAGAUCCUGGACUUGUGGGAGAGGCACAUCUGCCCUGACACUGGGCGUAACUUCUACCUGAAUUCUGUCACCAAGGAACGCACCUGGAAACCACCGAGACGGACUCGCAACCGGGUCCAGUCCAGG